UUUUGGAGUCACUUGCAAGGUUGGGUCUCAGCAGAUCCAGCUAAACCUGCCCUUCGCCAUGAUCCUGAUGCUGCUGCUGGGCCUUGGGGGACACCUGGGCCUCGGUUGGCACCUGGGUUGGGGACUGCUAGGGGUCUGGGCACAGGCCCCUGGUACCAUGUUCUCUGACCUCCAUAGCCCAAGGCCACCUGCAGACUGGGAAACAGAGGCUGAGGACGCCAGCAGGGAUCCCAUCGGACGGAACUGGUGUCCUUAUCAGAAAUCCAGGCUGGUCACCUUCGUAGCCGCUUGCAAAACAGAGAAAUUCCUGGUGCACUCACAUCAGCCAUGUCCACAGGGGGCUCCUGACUGCCAGAGAGUCAAAGUCAUGUACCGUGUUGCGCACAAACCAGUGUACCAGGUCAAGCAGAAGGUGCUGAUCUCUGUGGCCUGGAGGUGCUGCCCAGGCUUCAAAGGCCCAGACUGCCAGCACCAUGAUCCUAUAGCAAGGUCUGAGCCUACAGAGCCAAGUGGUGGCCUCCAGGAGACUUGGGACCAGAUGGUUGGCUUUGAAUUUGGCCAACCUGCUACAGAAUUCAAAGAGAUUGAGGUGCCACAGGGACAUCAAGAACACCUGCUGGGAAUUCCCCAGAAUGAUGUUGACCAGGCAGAAGAUGGGCUCCCAGGCCCCUGGGAGGCCCUGGCCAGUAACCUCACAGCUGAGAUGACAGGGGCCAAUCAAACGGAAGUUGAGUUUUCUAGCAGGACCUCUGGGCACCUGCUGCCACCCCACAUGGACAUGUUCUUACAAGCAUACUUCAGCACCAUCUGGAAGACCUUCAAUGACAGCCUACACAGCCUCUCAGAGGCUCUCAGAAACCUGUCUCUUGAUGUGGAGGCCAACCACCAGGCCAUCAAGAUGAUCCAGGAGGGCUCAGUGGCCACAGCUGACUUCCAAGAACUUAGUGCCAAAUUUGAGGCCAAGAUCCUGGAGAAUGGCCAGAGAGUGGGCCAACUGCGGCAGGAUGUGGAGGGCCAGCUACAUGCCCAGCACCGUGCCUUGCACCAUGCCCUCUCUGAGGUCCAGGCUGAGGUGGACACCAAGUUAAAGCGGUUGCUCAAGGCUCAGGAACUCCCCGGGGCCAAUGGCAGCCUGGUGGUGGCACCUGUAGCUGCAGCAGCAAGGCCGGAGCCCGAGAGCCUGCAGGCCAGACUGGGCCAGCUGCAGAGAAACGUCUCGGCGCUGCACACCAUCACCAACCAGAGAGAGGACGAGUUGCAGAACACUCUCAAGAACAUGAACCAGGUCCUCAAACAGCACGGGGAUGAGAUCAAGGAGCUGUACUCCGAAUCUGACGAGACGUUCGAUCAGAUCAGUAAGGUGGAGCGGCUGGUGGAGGAGCUGCAGGUGAACCACACAGCACUGCGGGAGCUGCGGGUGGUCCUGAUGGAGAAGUCCCUGAUCAUGGAGGAGAACAAGGAGGAGAUGGAGCAGCAGCUCUUGGAGCUCAACCUCACUCUGCAGCAUCUGCAGGCGGGUCACGCGGACCUCAUCAAAUAUGUCAAAGACUGCAACUGCCAGAAGCUUUACUUUGACCUGGAUGUGAUCCGGGAGGGCCAAAAGGAUGCCACGCGCGCCCUGGAAGAGACACAGGUGAGCCUGGACGAACGACGCCAGCUGGACGGCUCCUCUUUGCAGGUCUUGCAAGGCACUGUGGAUGCCUUGUCCUCAGCGGUGGACGUGCAAAAAGGAGAAGGUGAGCGGGCACGGGCUGAGAGGGCCCAGCUGCGGAGCCAGAUGCGGGCGCUGGACCACGCGGUGGGAGCGCUGAAGACCACGGCGAACCGGACCCAUGGGGAGAUGGGCCAGCUGCACAACAAUUUCGCCGCCCUGCUGGAGGAUGCGCUGCGGCAUGAUGCGGUGCUGGUUGCGCUCUUUGGGGAGGAGGUGAUGGAGGAGAUGUCUGAGGAGACGCCCCGCCCGCUGCCCCUGCGCUAUGAGCAGAUCCGACUUGCCUUGCAGGACGCCGCCAGCGGGCUGCAGGAACAGGCGCUUGGCUGGAAUGAGCUGGCCACUAGAGUGGAGGCCUUGGAGCAGGCCUCUGGUGGCCUUGUGGAACCCCCACGGUUGGCAAAGCCCAGCCACGACUCCACUGGGGAGGACGUGGGAGCCACGGCCUUGGACCGGCUGGAGCAGGAGCUCCAGCGCCUGACCUCUGACAUUAAACAGGUUGGGUGGUGUUGUGAGGCCUCUGGGGCUGCCUCCUUCAAUGGCUCCCUUGAGUAUCUCCACGGAAUGCUCUCUGACACUCAGCACAGCUUGGAGCAGCACCAGAGGCUCUUCCACAGUCUCUUCCAGAACUUCCAAGGGCUAAUGGCAGCCAACAUCAGCUUAGACCUGGGGAAGCUGCAGGCCAUGCUGAGUAGGAAAGAGAAGAAGCAGAAAGGCCUAGAAGCUCGCCAAAAGAGGGACAAGAAGCAAGUGGUGACUUUUGCUGAUGCACACAUCAAAGGACUGGAACAAGGUGUUCUGGGCACAGGGCUCUGGGAGGCAGGUGCUCCUGUGGCAUUCUAUGCCACUUUUUCAGAAGAGACGGCUUCCCUGCAGAUGGUAAAGUUCAACACUACAUCCAUCAAUGUUGGUGGCAGCUACUUUCCUGAGCAUGGCUACUUUCGAGCCCCCGAACGUGGUGUCUACCUGUUUGCAGUGACUGUGACAUUUGGCCCUGGCCCAGGCACAGGCCAGUUGGUAUUUGGAGGUCAUCACCAGGUUCCAGUUUAUAGCUCCGAACAGAGGGGCAGAAGCACAGCCACUACCUUUGCUAUGGCUGAGCUGCAGAAGGGUGAGAGAGUGUGGUUUGAGUUAACUCAGGGGUCAGUAACAAAGAGAAGCCCACCAGGCACCACAUUCGGGGGCUUCUUGAUGUUCAAGACUUGAACCCUAGGCUCAGCUUGCAUCAGACAGCAGACUUGCCUAGAUUGAAGCUCUGGCCAGCGAUGGUCUGGAGAACACCCAGUUGGCCUAGCUCUUCCCUGGAAACCUUCUGCAAAGACCAUGCGCCUUCCUCUGGAUACAUGGGUUGGGGAGUGCUGGAAUGCUGCUUUCUGGACUGGGUGGGCACCUGGAAAUGGGAACUGGGUUCUUCACGCCCUCUCCAGUGGCAUGGUUUGCAGUUUGUCUUGGCCCUUUGCUCCCUGAAUUCUACAGCUUUUUUUUUCUUUUUUUUUUUCACUCCUCCUGUGGUUGGAAACUUCUGUACAAUGUUCAGCUUUUCUUGUUUCUUCUUUUCCCUGUGUUGGAAAGUGAUUGUUUUCCGGAACAAAUGUUUACAGUGGAGGUGAUGGGCCAGGUAUAGCUCAGUCGGAGAACGCUUACCUGGCAUGUACAAGUCCCUCGGGUUUUAUCCCCAGUACCUCAAAAAUGUUUUAAAGUUGAAGGGGGGAGAGGGAAGAGGUGGCAUCCCCCCCCAAAAAAAAAUUCGGAAACCAAUCUCCAAAUGCUACAGGAAAACUGGAUAAAGCCAGCCUUUCCAGUCUCAGGAAGGGAGCUAAGACCUGGUUGAAUUGAUCAAGGGAAAUUAAGUUAGUAUCUUUGGAGCUGGAGAUGUAAGCCUGCCUAAGAUGCACAAAGCCCUGGGUUCAGUCCUCAGUACUGCUUCAACUAGGC
Molecule: messenger RNA, 3646 nt
Organism: Nannospalax galili (Upper Galilee mountains blind mole rat)
Lineage: Eukaryota; Metazoa; Chordata; Mammalia; Rodentia; Spalacidae
Gene: Mmrn2
Product: multimerin 2
Exons: 7
Coding region: 59-2917 (952 amino acids)
Biological process (GO): negative regulation of vascular endothelial growth factor receptor signaling pathway; negative regulation of cell migration involved in sprouting angiogenesis
Molecular function (GO): protein binding
Source: RefSeq, a predicted model, not a curated record